Oncorhynchus masou masou (cherry salmon) is the source of this 2163-nucleotide messenger RNA. RefSeq names its product AKT-interacting protein. The transcript has 10 exons. Lineage: Eukaryota; Metazoa; Chordata; Actinopteri; Salmoniformes; Salmonidae. The coding region runs from base 244 to 1134 and encodes 296 amino acids. The record is from RefSeq and is a predicted model, not a curated record.
UCAUGAGCUCUUAGAUUGAUUUCCGGUGUCUGUGAGAUUGCUUAGCUAGCCAGUUACCCAAAUAAUUGCGGUGCACCUUUUUUUGUUUUGACCAGUGGUGAUUGUAACGUCCUUUAAAACGCACAUUUUGAAAUUGUUCACAUAAAUGGGCAAGUUUUGAACAGGAACUUGUUGGAAUUUUCGUCCAGGGAAGUGACGCUAGCGAAUGGCACAGGCAACACUUGUUGUGGGACGGACAAUUGAAUGAACCUGAACCCAUUCUGGAGCAUGUCUACCAAUACUGGUCGUAAGAGAUCUGAUGGUGAGGAACAGAGUGGAGAGCAGCAGCAACAAAGAGCCAGUCCAGCCCGUCCUAGCUUUGGGAAGAAGCAGCUUCCCUCCAUCCCCAAGAAUGCAGUCCCCAUCACCAAGCCUGCCUCUCCUGCCGCCACGGCCCAGUUGGCCAACGGAACACAUGCCUCCUACGGUCCAUUCUACCUGGAGUACUCGCUGCUGGCUGAGUUCACGCUAGUGAUCAAGCAAAAACUUCCUGGAAUCUAUGUGCAGCCGUCCUACAAAUCAGCAUUGAUGUGGUUCGGGGUAAUUUUCAUCAGACAUGGCUUGUACCAGGAUGGAGUCUUCAAGUUCACUGUGUAUAUUCCAGAUAACUAUCCUGAUGGUGAAUGUCCUAGAGUGGUGUUUGAUAUCCCAGUCUUCCACCCACUAGUGGACCCUGUUUCAGGAGAGCUUGAUGUCAGGAGAGCCUUCACCAAGUGGAGGCGUAAUCACAACCACAUUUGGCAAGUCCUGAUGUAUGCACGCACGGUGUUCUACAAGAUCAACACUAUGGAACCACUCAACCCAGAAGCUGCUGUGCUGUACGACAAGGAUGUGCAGUUGUUCAAAAGCAAGGUGAUAGACAGCGUCAAACUAUGCAACAGUCACCUCUUCGACCAGCCCAAGAUGGACGAUCCUUAUGCAAUAAGUUUCUCUUCAUGGAACCCAGCAAUCCACGACGAGGCGAAGGAACGGAUGUUCUCACACAAAAGACGGCCUGAGGAUCACCACAAGGGGCUGCAGGUGUCAGGACUGUCUUGGGUGAAGCCCGGAUCCACACAACCCUUCAGCAAAGAUGACAACCCUCCCCAGAGCUGAGCUAAUCCUACAGUCCUAGUCAGCAGCCACUAGAGGAAGAUGCAGAGCAGAAUGCCACAGACUAGCUUCAGCCGCCGUGUGAAUAGGAACUGAACAAGUUGAAUGGACUUAAUUUUACGUUGCAACACUUGCGCUCAGCUUUAAAAGCAUUAUAGGCAUCUUGUGCUCAAACAGCUAUAGAACUAAAAAUGUGUAUAUUAUGUAAGUAAAUCAACAGUGAUAACUGGUUGUCUUAGUAACACAGACUACAAUGCAAUCAGAGCUUUUCCCUUUAUUUUCCUCUCUGCUCUUUGCACAUGCUUGGGUUUGGUCUAUGAAGAUAACCACUCAAAGCUGGUUGAAAGGUGAGAAUAUAAAUCAGCAUUAAUUAUAGGUAUACUGUAUGGGUGGACUAUGGAUUCAUGACUGCUUGUUAAGGUGGGCUCAGGACAGUUAUUGUUUAUUAUUGGGACUGACAAUGGACUCUGACCUUGGGUGUUCUUUUUCCCCCAAACAUUUGACUGAAAUCAAAUUAGAGCAACACUACAUUUUUGGGGUAUGGGAAAUGUGCGUUCUUUUGGAUUACGGGUUAGUGUCUUAUAUUUCUCUUUACUGUGUAAACUAUAGGUAAGAUGGAUAAUAUAUAUUGCAGACUGAGCAGCAGGCAAGUGUGGUUUUAAUUAAUAUGCUAAGUUAAAUAAUCAUAUCCAUCUUUACGUUGCUUUUAAUUCAUUUUGAAUAUUCUAUUUAGCCUUAUUGAGCUGAUUUUAAAGGUUUGUGUAAAUAUAAAAUAUGGGAAUGGCAGCCCUCCACAGACAACAUUGUUUUGCUCAAAGCUGUUGGAUACUUGGCACAAUUUAUAUAGCUGGGAAAUGAUGUAAACACAUGCUGCCGUCUGGACUGUUGACUUUGGCAAAACAAUGUGUACUAUACUUCUCAUUUUACCUUUCUUAUAUGGAACCCAAUCCUCAGUGAACAGUUUGUGCUGUAUAGGCAAUGAGUUUCGAACGCUUUUUUUUGAACGGAAAUAAACACGACAAUGCAUACCAA